AUCAGCUGAGGCCGGUAAGAGGAAGGAACCAGGAAACAGUCUCCUCUGACUCUGACUGAAGGCGUUGACCAACAACAAGUACACAAUGUUCACAUUAGACAAGUAGAAACUCUUCCUGAUAAAAUGCAUUGUGGGAUACCUGGCAGUACAAAGUACACACUAGAUACCUCCUGAUCCGUCCUGGUUAAAGCAGCCGGGACAAGAACACAUCCAGGUCAGACUGGUUUCAAAGUCACUCUGAUGAGUUUUUACAACUAAUGAGGGACAACGAGCAGCUUCUUCUCAACACAUGAAUCUGGAAAGUGUCUGGAAGUCGAACUGAGGAAGACCAAAGACUCUCCUGUAUCCAGCUGUGUCCAUGGAGACUGAGCGGUCUAAGGCUCCACCUGUUGACUCCAAACAUGGACAGCAGUCUGCUGAUCCAGGGAGGAUCCUUCAACAGAAACAUGAUUCUCCUGAACACAGCUGUGUGUCCAUGAAGAGCGACUGGUCUAUGAAAGAACCUGUUACCUUCAAAGAUGGACACCAGUCUGAUGAUCCAGGGAUCCAUCAGCAAAGACCAGAUCCCUCUGGAAUCACAGCUGUGUCCAUGAAGAGUGACUGGUCUAUGGAUGGACCUAUUAACUUCAAAGAUGGACAGAAGUCAGCUGAUCCAGGACUUCAGCAGCAGAUCUCAGUGGUUUCAAGUCAUCAGUCUGAGCAGCAGCAUCACAAAGACCUGGACUCCAUAUUCAUGCUGCUGGAGGAGAACAUGGUCAGUUUUAUGAAGAAGGAGCUGAAGAAGAUCCAGAAGGUUGUGAGUCCAGAUUACCCAGAAUGCUCAGAGAGUCAGAGGGAGGAUGAGGAGGUGUUGGAGGGUGAGGAUGAAGAACAGAGGAGGAGCAGCAGAGAUUUAUUGGUGAAGAUGACAGUGAACUUCCUGAGGAGAAUGAAGCAGGAGGAGCUGGCUGACUGUCUGCAGAGCAGAACUGUUGCUGCAGAGUGUGGACGUAAAGUUAAAUCUAGUCUGAAGGAGAAGUUCCAGUGUGUGUUUGAGGGGAUUGCUAAAGCUGGAAACUCAACCCUUCUGAAUGAGAUCUACACAGAGCUCUACAUCACAGAGGGAGGGACUGCAGAGGUCAAUGAUGAACAUGAGGUUAGACAGAUUGAAACAGCAUCCAGGAAACCACACAGACCAGAAACAAGCAUCAGACAAGAAGACCUCUUUAAAGCCUCACCUGGAAGACAUGGACCAAUCAGAAGAGUGAUGACAAAGGGAGUGGCUGGCAUUGGGAAAACAGUCUUAACACAGAAGUUCACUCUGGACUGGGCUGAAGACAAAGCCAACCAGGACAUCCUCUUCAUAUUUCCAUUGACUUUCAGAGAGCUGAAUGUGGUGAAAGAGAGAAAGUUCAGCUUGGUGGAACUUGUUCAUCACUUCUUCACUGAAACCAAAGAAGCAGGAAUCUGCAGCUUUGAAGACUUCCAGGUUGUGUUCAUCUUUGACGGUCUGGAUGAGUGUCGACUUCCUCUGGACUUCCACAAGACUGAGAUCCUGACUGAUGUUACAGAGUCCACCUCAGUGGAUGUGCUGCUGACAAACCUCAUCAGGGGGAAACUGCUUCCCUCUGCUCGCCUCUGGAUAACCACACGACCUGCAGCAGCCAAUCAGAUCCCUCCUGAGUGUGUUGACAUGGUGACAGAGGUCAGAGGGUUCACUGACCCCCAGAAGGAGGAGUACUUCAGGAAGAGGUUCAAAAAGAAGGCCAGCAGCAUCAUCUCCCACAUCAAGACAUCACGAAGCCUCCACAUCAUGUGUCACAUCCCAGUCUUCUGCUGGAUCACUGCUACAGUUCUGGAGGAUGUGUUGGAAACCAGAGAGGGAGGAGAGCUGCCCAAGACCCUGACUGAGAUGUACAUCCAUUACCUGGUGGUUCAGGCCAAAGUCAAGAAGGUCAAGUAUGAUGGAGGAGCUGAGACAGAUCCACUCUGGAGUCCAGAGAGCAGGAAGAUGAUUGAGUCUCUGGGAAAACUAGCUUUUGAUCAGCUGCAGAAAGGAAACCUGAUCUUCUAUGAAUCAGACCUGACAGAGUGUGGCAUCGAUAUCAGAGCAGCCUCAGUGUACUCAGGAGUGUUCACACAGAUCUUUAAAGAGGAGAGAGGCCUGUACCAGGACAAGGUGUUCUGCUUCGUCCAUCUGAGCGUUCAGGAGUUUCUGGCUGCUCUUCAUGUCCAUCUGACCUUCAUCAACUCUGGAGUCAACCUGAUGGAAGAACAACAAACUACAUAUCUGAGGUUUAAACUCUCUGUAAACAAACCUAAACUACGACGUCUCCAUCAGAGUGCUGUGGACAAGGCCUUACAGAGUCCAAAUGGACACCUGGACUUGUUCCUCCGCUUCCUCCUGGGUCUUUCACUGCAGACCAAUCAGACUCUCCUACGAGGCCUGCUGACACAGACAGGAAGUAGCUCACAGACCAAUCAGGAAACAGUCCAGUACAUCAAGCAGAAGAUCAGGAAGAAUGUGUCUGCAGAGAGAAGCAUCAAUCUGUUCCACUGUCUGAAUGAACUGAAUGAUGGUUCUCUAGUGGAGGAGAUCCAACAGUCCCUGAGAUCAGGAAGUCUCUCCACAGAUAAACUGUCUCCUGCUCAGUGGUCAGCUCUGGUCUUCAUCUUACUGUCAUCAGGAGAAGAUCUGGAUGAGUUUGACCUGAAGAAAUACUGUGCUUCAGAGGAGGCUCUUCUGAGGCUGCUGCCAGUGAUCAAAGCCUCCAACAAAGCUCUGCUGAGCAGUUGUAACCUCUCAGAGAUAAGCUGUGAAGCUCUGUCCUCAGUUCUCAGCUACCAGUCCUCCAGUCUGAGAGAGCUGGACCUGAGUAACAACAACCUGCAGGAUUCAGGAGUGAAGCUGCUGUCUGCUGGACUGGAGAGUCCUCACUGUAAACUGGAAACUCUCAGUCUGUCAGGUUGUUUGAUCACAGAGGAAGGAUGUUCUUCUCUGGCCUCAGCUCUGAACUCCAACCCCUCCCAUCUGAGAGAGCUGGACCUGAGCUACAACCAUCCAGGAGACAAGGGAGUGAAGCUGCUGUCUGCUGGACUGGAGGAUCCACUAUGGAGACUGGACACUCUCAGGAUGGACCAUGGUGGAGAGCAGUGGUUAAAACCUGGUCUGAUGAAGUAUUUCUGUGAACUUGAAGUCGACACAAACUCAAUCAAUAGAUACCUCAAACUAUCUAACAACAACAGGAAGGUGACACAUGUGGAGGAGGAGCAGCCAUAUCCUGAUCAUCCAGACAGAUUUAACUGUUAUCAGCUGCUGUGUAGAAAUAUUGUGACUGGUCGAUGUUACUGGGAGGUUGAGUGGAGAGGAGUGGUUCAUAUGUCAGUGAGUUACAGAGGAAUCAGAAGGAGAGGAGACAUAAAUGACUGUUUGUUUGGAUUCAAUGAUCAGUCCUGGAGUCUGUUCUGCUCUGAUCAUGAUGGUUACUAUGUCCGUCACAAUAACAGAGAAACAUCCAUCCCCUCGUCCUCUGUCUCUCACAGAGUCUCAGUGUAUGUGGACUGUCCUGCUGGAACUCUGUCCUUCUACAGAGUCUCCUCUAACAAACUGAUCCACCUCCACACCUUCAACACCACAUUCACUCAACCUCUCUAUCCUGGAUUUAGAGUCUGGUUUACUGGUUCCUCAGUGUCUCUGUGUUCUCUGUAGGAAGGAAGGAGAGUCUUUAAAGUGACAGCAGCUUCAACUCUGCUUUAAAUGUUGAUGGUGGAUUCUCUUUGGUUCACAGAUGAAUCACUGACUGUGAUUUCAUGUCAGAAUAUGUUUCAUCUUAGAAGUAGUGAAAUAAUCUCCUAACAUGUGGAUUUUGAUGCUAACGUGUAUCUGGAUAAUCCUGGACUGAUGGAAGUGAAUAUUAUUUGUUAAGAUGUGUUUUACUGUGUGCUGUGUCUCCUGUGUCUGAAUGGACAUGAGACAUUAAUGAACUCUGGUCUCUACUCCACCUUUAUAUCAAUCAAUGUUCAUCAUCCUUAUUAAUCAACCUUUGGUUUUUAAUCAUUAAUCUUAAUGAAACUCAGUUCAGUGUAAACCAAUAAAUAAUCAGAUAUAAAAGGAUCAACAGGACUUCAUCAUCAUCUCAUCACUUAUUAAAACUUUACUGAAUCAA
This is a messenger RNA of Mugil cephalus (flathead mullet), 4145 nucleotides long. RefSeq names its product NACHT, LRR and PYD domains-containing protein 12-like. Gene Ontology annotation, molecular function: protein binding. The transcript has 12 exons. The coding region runs from base 359 to 3688 and encodes 1109 amino acids. The record is from RefSeq and is a predicted model, not a curated record. NCBI's taxonomy places the organism in Eukaryota, Metazoa, Chordata, Actinopteri, Mugiliformes, Mugilidae.